Messenger RNA from Daucus carota subsp. sativus, 437 nucleotides. Its product is annotated as putative non-specific lipid-transfer protein 14. Bases 87 to 437 code for a protein of 116 amino acids. Gene Ontology annotation, biological process: lipid transport. Gene Ontology annotation, cellular component: membrane. The transcript has a single exon. The record is from RefSeq and is a predicted model, not a curated record. Gene Ontology annotation, molecular function: lipid binding. Lineage: Eukaryota; Viridiplantae; Streptophyta; Magnoliopsida; Apiales; Apiaceae.
UCAUAAGAAUACAACUUCAUUGGUAAAAAAAAUCACAAAAGAAUACAUAAGCUAAGUUAGCAAGAUAAAAUAAUAAGUUGAGCCUAAUGGAGGGUCAGAAAUUAGUGGCAGCAUCAUUUAUCUUGAUGAUGAUAACGAUGAGGGUCGCUCAAGCAACCAUUGCUAUAGACUGCACCACCGUGACAUCUCUCAUCUCAGCUUGCUCGUCAUUUGUGACGUACGGGGCACCAGACCCUUUCCCCGGAACGCCUUGCUGCCAGGCAAUGGCCAGUCUUAAUAAUUUGUCUGACACUGUGGAAAAUAGGCAGUCUGUCUGUAGAUGCAUAAUGGGUCUGAUUACUUCUUAUAAUCCUAACGCAACUGCAAUAGCUACUUUGCCUGGUUUCUGUGGCGUUUCUCUUGGCUUCACUAUCGAUCCCAACACUGACUGCAACUAG